AUGCGCCCGCGCCGGGGCAGCGGCCCGGAGCUGGGCAUCAAGUGCGUGCUGGUGGGCGACGGCGCGGUGGGCAAGAGCAGCCUGGUGGUGAGCUACACCACCAACGGCUACCCCGACGAGUACCAGCCCACCGCGCUGGACACCUUCUCAGUGCAGGUCCUGGUGGAUGGAGCCCCUGUCCGGAUCCAGCUGUGGGACACUGCUGGACAGGAGGACUUUGACUGUUUGCGCUCACUCUGUUACCCAGACACUGAUGUCUUCCUUGUCUGCUUCAGUGUGGUAAACCCAAGCUCUUUCCAAAAUAUUACUGAGAAAUGGAUUCCUGAGAUACGAACUCACAAUCCCCGGGCCCCAGUGCUGCUAGUGGGGACACAAGCAGACUUGAGGGAUGAUGUCAAUGUCCUUAUCAGCCUGGACCGCUACCAUGUGAAGCCUGUGCCCAGGCCUCAGGCAGAAGGCCUAGCUGACAAAAUCCGCGCUGAAGCCUACCUGGAGUGCUCGGCACUGACCCAAAAGAACCUCAAAGAAGUUUUUGACAUGGCCAUCGUCAGUGGUGUUGAGCACAAAGCUCGACAGGAAAAGAAAAUGACAGCCAAAGGUAUCAAAACCCUCUCGAAGUGUCGCUGGAAGAAAUUCUUCUGCUUUGUCUGAAGCUGCUUUGCGGUUGGGCGGGAAAAAGAAACACAUGACGCCAGUGUUGGCUCCGCACCUUCUUGGAGUGACUGCUCCUAUGGCCCCAGCAAGGAGGUUAUGAUAAGCUGCUGGGCUUGGAAACUUGGCUUUUGCUGGGUUACAGUAUCAGAUGCCUAGGAGACAUGAACUGGAUCUCCAUUGUACCAAGAUGUGGAUGGUCCAAGGCAGCUAUAAGUACCUGCUGGACAUGUCUGUAGUAUCCCAGACUAAUGGGAGCCUUUGAUACGCAAAGACUCAGUACUACAGAACAGGCAGGUACCUUAUAUCGUUCAAAAUGACUAGCUUUUUCUCUGAA
Molecule: messenger RNA, 988 nt
Organism: Tinamus guttatus (white-throated tinamou)
Lineage: Eukaryota; Metazoa; Chordata; Aves; Tinamiformes; Tinamidae
Gene: RHOV
Product: ras homolog family member V
Biological process (GO): small GTPase-mediated signal transduction
Molecular function (GO): GTP binding; GTPase activity
Source: RefSeq, a predicted model, not a curated record